CGCAGUGGGCCGGCCGUGCGCGCGCCGAGGCUGCGGGGCCCGCGGAGCGUGGUGGCGGCUGCUCGCCCCGGACGGCCGCGCCAUGGCGGAGGAGGAGCUGGAGGCGCUGAGGAAGCAGAGGCUGGCCGAGCUGCAGGCGAAGCACGGGGAUCCUGGUGAUGCAGCCCAGCAGGAAGCAAAGCACAGGGAAGCAGAAAUGAGGAACAGUAUCUUAGCCCAAGUCCUGGAUCAGUCGGCCCGGGCCCGUUUAAGUAACUUAGCACUUGUAAAGCCUGAAAAAACUAAAGCAGUAGAGAAUUACCUCAUACAGAUGGCAAGAUACGGACAACUCAGUGGGAAGGCAGGUUUCUCAGUGACACCGACUAACGUCCUGCCAACGAUGGAAGUUAAGCUUGUUUUGCAAAUGAGGAGGUGCUAAAAUUUCUGGUUAUUACGUGCGCUGCUGUGACGCCGUGAUGCGUGUCUUCUGGUGAGCCUGACCUUCCUUCAAGAUCCAGAUGAGCCCCACCUGCACCUGCUGCCUCCACAGCCUGCGGGAGUCAUUCUGCCCUGAACCCCUUAACGCUGAGCAUGCACGGGAGACAAGACGACUGCUUCAUCUUUUCUGAGUGACUUCUCCUGCACUUACGCUUCUCCGGGGCAGACGCUCUGUUACGGGUCUCUGUGCCUGACCCUUAACAGCGGUUGGUGUAGGUGGUUGUCCGCUGGUGGUGAUGGAGGUGUUCUUAAACGACGGGAACCUUGGACUCUCCUGAGAAAGCUAAUGUCGAUGGGUGCUUACCUUUCCUCAAGUGAGCCUCGCAGAGCGAAAUUCUUGUGGAACAAACUGCUAGUUAGACCCUCCCAUCUUGCCUUUCCUUCCCUCUUGACCUCUUCCCCCACAUCCCAGAAUGAUUAAAACCAUUGUCUCCUGAGAUAAA
This is a messenger RNA of Nyctereutes procyonoides (raccoon dog), 920 nucleotides long. RefSeq names its product programmed cell death 5 (gene PDCD5). The transcript has 5 exons. The coding region runs from base 83 to 418 and encodes 111 amino acids. Gene Ontology annotation, cellular component: nucleus; cytosol. NCBI's taxonomy places the organism in Eukaryota, Metazoa, Chordata, Mammalia, Carnivora, Canidae. The record is from RefSeq and is a predicted model, not a curated record. Gene Ontology annotation, molecular function: DNA binding.